AUGAAGUGCGAAAGAGCCUUGCAAUGCAUCGUCGGCGGCUGGGGCUACCUCAACGCCACGUUGACUAACACCAACACCGGCGAGCUCAUCCCCGAAUGGCACAGCAUCUACCCCUCCGGCGGCUCCGUCUACGCGCCCUCCGGCCACAUCUCCUUCGUCAUCACCGCCAACGACACCACCCAGGCAGACGUGCGCCCCAAGGACGUUUCUCUCCCCGCAAAGCCCACCGACUCGGAGCACGACUGGGCCCUCGUCGCGCAGCACAGUCUCGGCGUCUUUGGCAACUACCGCUUCUCUAACGUGACCUGCGACGGCGGGGACGACAAGCGCGGCAAGCGCGGCGACAAGGGCAAGGGUAAAGACGGCAAGGGCGAGAACUGCAAGAAGGGCCCCUCGGGCGUGUUGACGGUCGACGUGACCUCGGCCACUCUUCCCAGCUACGUUGGGCUGGAGCUCGUGAACACAUUUGAGUUCACGGACGACUGCAGCAAGCAUAUGCUCAAGGCUGACUUUGGCGGCGGGUUGGUCCAGACUGUCUGGUUCUACCGCCUGCCUCAGAAGGAUAUUUUUGAUUAG
Messenger RNA from Colletotrichum chrysophilum, 576 nucleotides. RefSeq lists its product as uncharacterized. The transcript is spliced from 2 exons. NCBI's taxonomy places the organism in Eukaryota, Fungi, Ascomycota, Sordariomycetes, Glomerellales, Glomerellaceae. The record is from RefSeq and is a predicted model, not a curated record. The coding region runs from base 1 to 576 and encodes 191 amino acids.